Hydatigera taeniaeformis is the source of this 1392-nucleotide messenger RNA. The record is from the annotation of a GenBank genome assembly. NCBI's taxonomy places the organism in Eukaryota, Metazoa, Platyhelminthes, Cestoda, Cyclophyllidea, Taeniidae.
AUUGUAUCAAUCACUCGCUCCUGUAGAAAACCACAGCAUCCCUCUAUUACGCCUCCUCGAAGCUGUCGGAAGUUUCGCUACCAUUGUCGGAAGGUUUCUCGUAUUUCCCAGCCUAAAAACCCUAGGGCAUCCAAAUCCCAUUUCCAACCCGAGUCCUCCUCAACCCCUCUCAUAACUCAUGUUACCCCGACUAGUGCGGUGCAUUCGUGGCAACCACCCGUUCGCUGCGACGACGUUCAGUCGGAAGACAAAAAGGUUUCUGACUCCUCUCAGGCCGAAGAGAGUGUUUGGCUUAGUGAUCCCUCUGCUGAUAGUUCAACCGCCUCCUCCUCCAUUUCUUCUCUUCUCCCAACUAGUAGCAGUGGAUGUGAAACUAAAGGCGAUGCUGAAGUUGAAGAUGAUUCAUUGGAAAUCAUGGAGAUCACCCAGGCUGAAGUAGGGAAUAUGGGGGGAACUCAGUCGUCUACUAUACCAUCAGCCGAGGAGUACGAAGCUGAUGCUGGUGAACUGUGUGAAGUAGAUCCGUUUGCUUUUAUUCGAACUCUCCCCCCAGUGUCGGACGAGCUUUUUGCCCACCCACCAGCACUGCCUAAGAGAACGCGAUCGUGUCCGGAGCACUGCUUAGUCCUUGAUCUGGAUGAGACGCUAGUACACUGCAGUCUUGAACCUCUAGUGGACGCUCAGUUUGUUUUCCAGGUCGUUUUUCAAGGUGUCGUUUACAUGGUGUACGUGCGUGUAAGGCCACAUCUCUUUCAUUUCCUUGAAAGGGUGUCGGAACUAUACGAGGUUGUACUUUUUACAGCGAGCACCAAGGUUUACGCUGAUAGGCUCGUCAACCUUUUAGACCCCAAGAAGCAGUGGAUUAGACACCGUCUGUUUCGAGAAAACUGUAUUUUUGUCAAUGGAAACUACGUAAAGGACUUGCGUGUGCUAGGGAGGGACUUAACUAAAACCGUCAUAAUUGACAACUCUCCCCAAGCCUUUGGCUACCAGCUAAGCAACGGGAUACCCAUUGAAAGUUGGUUCACUGACCAGGAGGAUAACGAGCUCAUGAAAUUAAUUCCUUUCCUCGAGCGUCUCGCGAAAUUGUCUGAUGUAAGGCCCAUUGUGGACAGUCAAUUUCGGUUACAAUCAAAGGUGUUUGCAAAGGAGCUUCCUCAGCCACCUUUUCAAUGUUUUACUUCCACUGCUGCCACUACUUACUCCUGCGACGAGAAUAUCGAGGUAGCCGAGCCCGAGGGCGAAUGUGGUGAUGAUGAUGAGGAAGUAAUUGACCUUGCAGAAGCUGAUGAUGAGGUGGAACUGGGGGUUCAGGGAACAGGUCAGUCAGAUGAAUGCAGAAGGGAGGCAUGGAGAAGGGGAAUUGAACAGGUCGAAGAGGUCGUCGAUUAA